AUGUCAUCUCCGGUUCCCACGACGCCCAAGGCGCCACGAAGCGCUCGACGAAACCAGAAGCGAACUCCUUCGUCGAAAAACGCUGCUGCCGAAACCACCUCGCAGCAGCCUGGUCCAGCAACAGCUCGAGAUGUGAGGGCUGUCAGUGAUUCAGCAAACAACGGCCCCGAAAGCGCCGCCAAAUCAAAGAAGGGACGCUCGGUAAAGAAAAAUAAAGAUAACGUCAAGAAUUCCCCCGCUCCCGCUCAGCAGGCGAGCCACGGCCAUCGUCAUACCUCAUCCCAGCCCUCUAUCAAGUCGCCAACCUUCCGGGAUAGCCCGCACUAUGCCGGACCAACCUUCCAUGCCUCCCCGGCGCCGUCCGCACUCCCAAUACCGUCGUUCUUUUCGAAAUCAGUGCCGGAAACCGACUAUCCUACCUCGGACGACCUCCAGGAUGACUCACCGGACUCGGAUCCAGGAAACACCACUCCAACAAAGGCCAACAAUACCUUACUGGCCCAGCAAGAGGCCGGUACGGCCUCACCCCUAGACUUUCUUUUCAAAGCUGCCAGACAGGCGAGGACUACGAACCCGUUAAGUGAACUUGAAGACUCUAGAGCUUCCACGCCGCCAUCCAGAAACGUGAUGCGUUCUCAGCAACAUGAAGGACAGGCCAACAGUGGACUGUUCCCCCUAGAAUUAGAGGGCUCUGAUGCACGAUCGUCCCCGAUCGGUCCGUCUUUCGCUACUUCUUAUAGAGAUCGGAUGAAUGCUCUCCGUGCUACCAGCCCAGGAAAACAGCCAGCCUCGACGCAAGAAAGCGAAGCUAAAAUCAAGAGCGAGGCACUUAAGAAUCUACUUCUCAAUCCAACCGCACAACGCGCUGCGUCGGCAUCUCCAAGACUCACCGACCAAUCGAACCCUGCUGGCAACAGUUUUAGAAUGUCAGGAGAGUACGGUAUCCGUUAUGCUUCAGGCCCCACUUCUCCAGUACCGUUUACCCAUAGCGGCAGGCCUCUAGGGACUCGCAAUGAACAUGGGCCUGAAAGCAAUAGCAGUGUUCCACAACAGUACCUAGCAUCCUUGUGCGCCCAACCUCAUCGUGCCCCGUCUUCCAGCCUCCGGACGGUGGUUUCUCCAACUAGCCCCGUCACUCCGCCCCGCCAGCGGUCUGCGAGAUAUACCCAGCUUUCCAGCGCUCCUCCUGCUCACCAAAGCUAUCAUGGAUCCCCCGGCGGGUUCGUAUCUCCCACCCCGAACCGCACGAUGCCUCCGCUGUCUGCCACACCGCCUGCUAGAAACGGUGCACCACCAAGAUUAGAUGCUACGGAAACCAAACGCAUGGAGGAUGACUUACGUCGUAUUUUGAAGCUUAACGUCGGCGAUGGCCGUAGCCCCAACAACAUGGAGCAGACCAUUGCCUAA
Molecule: messenger RNA, 1407 nt
Organism: Arthroderma uncinatum
Lineage: Eukaryota; Fungi; Ascomycota; Eurotiomycetes; Onygenales; Arthrodermataceae
Exons: 1
Coding region: 1-1407 (468 amino acids)
Source: RefSeq, a predicted model, not a curated record